AUGAUUGAGUUCAAGAGCAAGGGCAUCAUUCAGUCGUUUGAGUCCGGUUUCCAGGCUGCGUUGCAAAGAUUGAUAGAGCUCGUAUCUGGAGAUGAGAGUCGGACUCUCGUCGAUUUGCAAGAGUCAAAUGGUCAAACGGUUCAACAAGAUGAAGUGGUUCAACAUGCUUAUGACAUUCCGCGGCCACAAGAAGGCUCCACCGACCUUGCUACAGCCCGUGAACUUAUGGGCGAGACUUUUGAGCUACUGGGCUGCGAGGAAUCCGGAAAUAUUGGAUACCUCAAUCGUGCUAUCUCGGAGUCGUUCGUGGACCUCCCCGAAGAAAAGAAAUCCGACCUUUUGCAUAUGCUUGGCAAGAUCGCAUGUGCAAUGGCUGGAAGCUUAUCAAGCCCAAGUAAGGCUGCUUCGAAAAGCUCACUAUCUUGCCGUGUGUGUGAAAGUGAGAAAAGAGCGCAUGGCUCUGAGCCUGCCUCGAAGUGCCAUGACGUUCAUGAGCUAUGUGGGAUCUUCACCUUCGUUCUACCCAGACUCACACGCGCUUCCAGUCUUCGAAUAACAACAAUGAACGCCUUGCGAAGGCUAUUGAUCCACGCUCCUCCCGAGUCUUCUUACCUGCAGUUGAAAUCCUCUGUUUUCGGCGACUUGUGUUUACACUCGCUUCGAAGUUCGAUUAGAGAACUAAGGAUAGUCACUGGGCACCUAGUAAUCUCUUUUGUUCAAAAGGAUAUCAACGCUGAAACUCGUCGAAGCAACUUUGUCGUCAUACUAGAAUGGCUGCGGAGCCUCUCUGAGAAGCAAGAACUCCCGUUGCAUGAGACUUGCAUCUUGACCCUAUGUCAUAUUGCAAAGGUUUCCGACGAUGAGGAGAUGAAUAUCAUUCUCCUUCGUCUACUGGAGUACUUGGGCCAUCCAAAUCCAUUUAUUUGCGCAGUAGCGUACACUGAGCUUUCUAAACUCGCUCAGCAUCUCUCUGUUACUCCUGCUGGUUUGUUCCGGCCUUUCUGGAGAACAUUAUCGAUAACGGUGGUGAAAAAUUUCCAGUCCCGUCCUCACAUGGCCGAGCAACUCUGUGAUCUACUGGGGAUGAAUGUAGAUGAUCUUUUAAGAUUAACUGAAGUUCACAUCCUGCCGUAUCUUGUUCUCACUCGAAAACGAGAACUCGUUACGAGGGUUGGUGCAGCAUACAAGGAUGUCAAAACGCCUUUCGACAUUUGCUCCGAGAAGAACAACCUUGCAGCGAUUCUUGCCUUUUUGAUGAGUCAACCAUGGUCGGACCCGGAAGGUAUGAUAAUGUCUGUUCUCUCUGAUAUUGACUCCGCCUUUGGAGGACGGACUUUGGCGGAGCUGUUUCAUCGAGCUCUUCACCUGUUGGCAGCCUUAGUUCCCCGCAAAUCUACUGCCACAUCGAAGAAGGCCAAUUUGCUAUGCCAUUUCAUCGAGGAGCAUGUUCUGGGUAUAAUCACGCAGUUCGCGCAUGCAAUCAACGACUUUCAAAUAAGACAGCCUCUAAUUGAAAAGAGGCGAAAUAUUCUAGCCAUUGGUGAAAUGAUCAAGGUUGCUCAUGGCCAUAUCAGCAGCGCAUUACCGCAGAUAUGCGCGUGCCUGCGUUCCGCACUUGGUAUCGAAGAGCUCUGUGAUCAUGCCUUUUCAGCCUGGAGUGUGUUGGUCAGCUCUCUGCACGAAGAAGAGGUCGAGCCACUCAUCGAUCAAACAUUGUCAAUUGUGAUCAGAUACUGGAGCGUUUUCAACGAUCAGAGCAGGAAAACCGCCCACGAAUUGGUUGGGUAUAUUCUCAAAAGCCACAGCGAACUUGUGCACGGCAAUUUCAGCACCAUCCCCUCAUUGGCUUCAAUUCCUGCACUCUCUGCACUUGAAAACGAGAUCAGUAAGGUGAAAGGGAAGAUGGAUGUUCGAAGUCAACUUUCAGCUUUUGGACGUCGCUGCCAAAGUGAGAAUGCCGCUGUGGUUGAACAGGCUUUGAGAGAGCUUUUGCCUUGUCUUUCAAGGCAUGAAGAAUUCUUGCAUGAGUCCGUGCUCAGUGAGCAGCCUGACCCAGUUGUUGCACAGUUAACACGAUCCUUGCUGGAUUGCUGUGUCAAAUUCAAUGCAGGUUGCGACAGCAUAACACUCCUUUCUGCUCAAUGCCUGGGCCUUGUAGGCUGUCUGGAUCCAAAUCGAGUUGAUCCGGUCAAAGAUAAAAAGGAUAUUCUCGUGUUAUCAAACUUCGACAGAAUGGAAGAGACCUUUGAUUUCGUACUUUUUUUCCUUCAACAUGUGCUGGUUCAAGCCUUCCUGUCAGCCUCCAAUACGAGGGCCCAAGGUUUCCUUGCCUACGCUAUGCAGAACCUGCUCAGACUCUGCAACCUCGAUUCGGCCGUCACCCAGCGCUCCCGAGACAUUCAAGCAGACGAAAAGUACCGUCGUUGGUCAGAAUUACCUGAGACUGUGCGCAAUACUUUGACGCCCUUUCUCACGUCUAAGUAUACUGUCACCGUUGGUGCCAUAAGAUCGAAUUGCAAGUUCCCGAUAUUUUCAACAGAGCUGACACAUGGCGACUGGUUGCGAAUAUUUGUGCAGGAUCUGCUGCAAAGAGGAAGCGGUGACAACGCGCAGCUUAUUUUUAGUGUUUGCAGUCGUAUUGUAAAGGGUCAAGACAUUUCAAUCGCCAGCUUUCUUCUACCAUUCGCCGUACUGAACCGCAUAGUUGGUGGAACCCAGGAAGAGAGGCUGGACUUGCAGGAUGAGCUCACAACCAUACUCUCCCAUCAACUUCCUGAAGCAAGCAAUCGGGUUCAUGAAGCCAUCAUACUAUGCAGUCAGAGCGUCUUUGAAAUCUUGGACUAUCUUUCAAGGUGGCUGCAGGGGAAAAAAAAGCUCCUCAACAGCCUCAAGAAUCAUGCAUCCCAUACCGGCCGUUCUCACAAAGAUUCUCAUGGAGAUUCAUUAUCCGAAACAUAUUCAUCUCAGGUCAAAGCUGUGGAAACCUUCUUGACCUCGAUACCUCCAGAAGUGAUAUCCAAAAGAGCGGUCGAAUGCAAAUCAUUUUCCAGGGCCUUAUUCCAUUGGGAACAAUAUAUCCGCCGGUUCAAAAAUCAAUCCGACAAAAACGAGCACACAAGCGCUGAGCUUCUCUACCAACAUCUUCAGGUUAUUUACAGUCAAAUCGAUGAGCCCGAUGGUAUUGAGGGCAUUUCAACUCAUUUGCACAUGCUGAAAAUUGACCAACAGGUCCUCGAACACCGCAAAGCAGGCAGAUGGGUUACUGCGCAAAGUUGGUACGAACUGCAAGUCGAAAAAGAACCUGACAACGUUGAUGCACAGUGGAAUCUUCUUACGUGUCUCCGAGAGUCAGGGCAACAAGAUGCCAUUAUUGCUAGAUUUGACACGCUCGACUCAGCAGGCUCAACCUCCAGAUUUCUUCCCUUCGCGGUGGAAGCGUCCUGGAUCACAGGAAAUUGGGAUAAGUUACGCAGUUACCUCCAAAUGCGCUCACCGGAAAUUACUGGGGACUUCAAUAUCGGGGUCGGAUCGGCUCUUUGUGCUCUUCGACUUGGGAACAAGGCUGAAUUCCGUAACAUCAUUCGUGAUCUGCGGCUCAGUGUCGCAAAAUCGCUGACUGUGAACUCUGUCACUUCCCUACAAUCUUGCCAUGACAGCAUCCUCAAAAUGCACGCCUUGACUGAAAUGGAACUUAUUUCCGAGUGCGCCGGCAGCGAAAACCGCUCACUCGCUUGUAUACACGAUGUACUGAAUCGGCGGCUUGAAGUCCUUGGGGGAUACAUAGCUGACAAGCAGUACCUGCUUGGCUUGAGAAGGGCCACAAUGGAAUUGACGCAUGGAUUCAUGGAAUCUGAUAUCGCUGCUUCUUGGCUUACUAGUGCACGUCUCUCGCGAAAGGGCAAUUACACCAAUCAGGCCUAUCACUCAAUGCUUCGUGCAGCUCGCUUGAAAGAUAGGUCAGCUACUAUUGAACACGCCCGUCUACUUUGGAAAGAUGGCCAUCAUCGAAAGGCCAUACAAACGUUAGAAGGUGCAAUAGCUGCAAAUGAAUUUGCCUCAGACACGUCCUCAUCCGGUGGAUCGAAAAGCGAAAAGCAACAGAACUUGCUUGCUGCUAGGGCCCAUCUGUUACUAGCUAAAUGGACGGACCGAGCGGGACAGACCCAAUCCGACGUUAUAGUGCAGAGGUACCGAGAAGCGAUCAAACUUCACUCAAGGUGGGAAAAAGCGCACUACUACCUGGGCAAACAUUACAACAAGAUCUUGGAGUCUGAGAAGGCCAAGCCCUUAGGAAAGGAGGCUCAGAUAUACUUAAGUGGCGAAGCCUCGAAACUCGUAAUUGAUAACUAUCUUCGUUCCUUAGCGCACGGGAACAAAUACGUAUUUCAGUCACUUCCCAGAAUUUUGACCCUUUGGCUAGAGCAUGCUGCUACGGUUGAUCAACCUUUCGAUCCGAAAAGGGGUGAUAAUGAGGAGUUCCAGACGCACACAUUGAAUCAACGGAAAAAAACUCUUGAUGAAAUGCACUCACAGCUAAAGAAAUAUCUGAACCGAAUGCCCGCGGCGCUGCUGUUCACGAUUCUUCCUCAAGUGGUUGCUCGGAUCUGCCAUCCCCAUGCUACGGUUUACGAGCUCCUAACCAGGAUUGUAGCGAAAGUAGUCAAUGCUUUUCCACAGCAAGGGCUAUGGACAGUCCUUGCGGUUGUCAAGUCAUCCUCCAAGGAUCGGGCUUCCAGAGGCAUCAAUUGUCUUCAUAAAAUCACUGAGGCAAACAAAAAGUCCAAAACUGAAUUACCUUUGGACAUGCGGGGGAUGAUCAAUCAAGGACAGAAGUUCUCGGAGGAGAUGCUCAAGCUAUGUACGGCACGAAUUGAGGAGAAGGCGCCAAGGAUUCAUCUCGCCCGGCAUCUUGGGUUUAGCCAUAAAGUUACCCCUUGUCGGCUUGUCGUUCCAUUCCAGGCGAUGUUGACUCCAAGUCUUCCGGCCAGCCAUGAGAACGAAUAUUUGAAGGGAUUUAGGGCCUUCCCCAGAGACCCUACGACCAUUGAUGCCGUGCUCGACGAUGCACAAGUCUUGAACUCACUGCAGAAGCCCCGGAAAAUCAGCAUUCGAGGCUCGGAUGGGAAAAUAUACAACGUCCUCUGUAAACCUAAAGAUGAUCUCCGCAAGGACCAGCGCCUGAUGGAAUUCAAUAACACGAUUAACCGCUUUUUAAAGAGGGAUGUGGAGUCCAGCAAACGGCGCAUGUAUAUCAAGACUUACGCCGUUACCCCCCUGAAUGAGGAAUGUGGUCUAAUCGAGUGGGUUGACAAUCUGAGAACAUUGAGAGAGAUCAUUAUCAAACUCCUCAAGGAGAGAGGUAUCAUGCCGAACUAUAACGAAAUCCGACACUAUCUUAACGAAGCAUGCUCAGAGGCCUCAAAACUUCCCUUGUUCACAACAAAAGUGCUGAUGAAAUUCCCUCCAGUUUUGCACGAGUGGUUUGUAGAAAUGUUCCCAGAGACCGGGGCAUGGUUCGCAGCACGGCUCCGUUACACCAGGUCCUGUGCAGUUAUGUCAAUGGUCGGAUACGUCCUGGGAUUGGGAGACCGGCAUGGCGAGAAUAUCCUAUUUGAGGAAGGCACAGGCGGCGUUAUACAUGUUGAUUUCAAUUGCCUUUUUGAUAAGGGCUUAACAUUCGACAAACCCGAAUUGGUCCCAUUCCGUCUCACCCAAAACAUGAUCGAUGCUUUUGGGGCCUAUGGGUAUAAUGGACCGUUCAGAAGGACAUGUGAAAUUAGCCUUCGCCUUCUGCGACAGAACGAGGAUGCACUUAUGACCGUGCUCGAGACUUUCUUACACGAUCCAACUACAGAUUUCAUCGGAAGAAAGCGUCGCACCCAUGCAAGUGUUCCAGAGACCCCCGCUGGGGUGCUCGAGAACGUUCGCAAUAAACUUCGAGGUCUUUUGCCUGGAGAGUCAGUUCCCCUAUCAGUGGAUGGCCAUGUUGAUGAACUUAUUACACAAGCAACGGACAAGAGAAACCUAGCGGCUAUCGCAGCUGUUCGUGAGGGCAACUUCUUGCUUGAUUGGCUGUCCACGCGGGUGUGCGCUUUCCUCCUUGGUGGGGACCUAGACCGCGAAUCUGAGAAAGACGACAAUGAGCGACGUCGUGACCUAGAGCGCGACAAAGAGCGCGGUCGAUAG
Molecule: messenger RNA, 6186 nt
Organism: Aspergillus thermomutatus
Lineage: Eukaryota; Fungi; Ascomycota; Eurotiomycetes; Eurotiales; Aspergillaceae
Gene: atrA
Product: protein kinase MEC1
Exons: 27
Coding region: 1-6186 (2061 amino acids)
Biological process (GO): DNA damage checkpoint signaling; telomere maintenance; protein phosphorylation
Cellular component (GO): nucleus
Molecular function (GO): protein binding; protein serine/threonine kinase activity
Source: RefSeq, a predicted model, not a curated record